Molecule: messenger RNA, 2938 nt
Organism: Gadus chalcogrammus (walleye pollock)
Lineage: Eukaryota; Metazoa; Chordata; Actinopteri; Gadiformes; Gadidae
Product: nuclear factor 7, brain-like
Exons: 10
Coding region: 131-1855 (574 amino acids)
Molecular function (GO): protein binding; zinc ion binding
Source: RefSeq, a predicted model, not a curated record
AAUCCUGUUCAUGCGAAGCAAAGUAAACACAUAAAAAGCAAGCCAUCACCGCUCCCUCUUCUUAUGUGUUGACUAGUGCGGUGCCUGUGUUAGUCAGACAAUAAAAGUCCACUGCGAGCUCCAAGGUUGCAUGCCUGCACUAUUUUCAGCCCUUGGCGAACAACGGACAGAGAGAAACAAGAUGGCCGCCACUCUGGAUGCAGAGCAGAUCCAGUGCAGCAUCUGUCUGGACAUCUUCUCCAAGCCGGUGUCCAUCCCCUGUGGACACAACUACUGCAUGCACUGCCUCGCCACCUGCUGGGCCACCCAGCAGCAGGCCCAGUGCCCACUCUGCAAGGAGGUCUUCCAUCCCCAACCAGCGCUCCGGGUCAACAGAACUCUGGCCGUCAUCACUGAAGCCUUCACAAGGGCCCUGUCAGAGAACCUUGAGGACAGGGAGGACGGCCUGCAACCGGUUCCCAGGGAAACCAAAGGCCCGGCCCACCCCGGUCAGCAGGUUGACUGUGACGUCUGCACGGGGCUGAAGCUGGCGGCGGCCAGGUCGUGCCAGGUGUGCAUGAGGUCGUACUGCGAGGCCCACCUCAGAACCCACCAGUCCGACGCAGUGCUGCGCAGACACAAGCUUGCGGAUCCCGCCGCCUUCCCCACCAGGGGCCUCUGCCGGAGGCACAAGGGGCCCUUGGACAUCUUCUGCCGGACAGAGAAGAUGCUGGUGUGCGCCACGUGCAUCGAGACGGACCACAAGGGCCACGACGUUGUUGUCCUGGAGACGGAGGCGGGCAGGGUCAAGGUGGAGAUGAAGGAGGCAGAGGAACAGCUUCUCCAGAUGGUGCAGAGCAAGAGGGAGAAGGUCCAGGAGAUCGCAGGCUUUCUGCACAAGGGAAAGGAGUUGGCGGACAAGGAGAUUCAGGCGGCGUUUGAGGAGCUGGGGGGCUUCCUCUCCGGAGUCCAGGCCGGCCUGCUGGAGGAAGAGGGGGAGGUGCUGAUGGCGGCGGAGAAUAAGGCAAAGGUGAUGGUGGAGGAGCUGGGGGAGGAGAUCACCCAACUCCAGAAGAGGCGCAGCGAGCUGGAGCAGCUACAGCACACACAGGAUCAGCUGCACCUCCUGCAGAGUUUUCUUUCUUUGCGCGACCCCCCGACCCACAGGAACUGGUCCAAGGUCCGUCUCCACGACAACAUAAACCUGGGCGGGGCGAGGAGGGCCGCCGCCAAGAUGGCUGCCUUCUGCAGAGAGAUGGAGAGGCGGCUGUGUGCCCAAGAGAUCCAAUUGAUCGGCCAGUAUGCAGAUGAUGUGAUUCUAGACCCAGAUACGGCGUGCCCUUGGUUGACCCUUUCCCCUGACGGAAAGCAGGUGAGCCAGAGCAUCCAGAAGAACCCGAGUUGGUUGCCCAGCGACCCCCGGAGGUUCCAGACGUGUGUGUGUGUCUUGGGGACAGAUCCCAUCCAGCAGGGGAGACACAGCUGGGUGGUGGAGGUGGGGGACAAGAGUGAGUGGGACGUGGGCGUGGCCAGGGAGUCCAUCAACAGGAACGGCGUCAUCAGGGUGGAGCCCGAUCAAGGCUACUGGGCCAUCUGCCGACGCAAAGGCGGGGCCGUCACCCCCUGCCCCCCCCCACUCAUCCCGCCCCGCCUCCAGGCCACCGCCCCCACCCGGCGGGUGUGCGUGUUCGUCGACUACGAGGAGGGCUCGGUCUCCUUCUACGACGUCGACGCCCACAUGCCCUUGCACACGUUCAGCGGCUGCCAUUUCACCGAGCCCCUCUACCCCUACUUUAACCCCUGUCUCCGUGACAACGGCAUGAACACCGCCCCCUUGGUCAUCUGCCCCGUCGAGGGCCAGAUGACGGGGCAGUAGGUUGGGCCAGGGGUUGUCCCAACCUUUGCUGGCCUUUGACUGACCCCAUGUUUAUCAACUGCAUGUUCUAGUCAACCCGGUAUCACGCGAUUUCGUGCUCAUGCGCGCAAACGUUAAUCUGUGCGCAUCGUGUCCCAGAUCAGGAUUGUCCGACUUUUUUAGUGCUGCACAGAACGAAAUGUAAACCAAUGCAUUCUGAAUGGGAGCGUUCUCCGACAAUUAACGUCGUUUUUUAGGAGGUCUGGUUACAAAUCAGAAAUGUUGACAUAUAUAUAACUAGAUGAUAAUAUAUACAGAUAUAUAACUAGAGGGUGCACUGUCUCGCUCUCUCCCUCUGUCCCUCCCUUUCUCUCUUUCUCUCUCUCUCGUUUCGUUUUGUGGAGCAUGUCAAUUGUCGGAGAAGGCUCCCAUUCAGAAUGCAUUGGUUUACAUUUCGUUCUGUGUAGCACUUAAAAAGUCGGACAAUCGUAAUCUGGGACACGAUUCAAUAGAUUAAUAACGUUUGUGCGCAUGAGCACGAAAUCGCGUGAUACCGGGUUGGUUCUAGUACUAUGUUGCUAGCUAGUCAUACAGCAGACGCUUUGAUGAGACAUUGUGCACAACAGUUGUUCAACUGAACGAUUUGGUUGUGGCCACAUUUGUUGCCAGAGAGACACAGAUUAUUAAACUACUAAGAACUGCCUUCGAAGCUGAAGCGCUUUGGCGGUUGCCUGUGCCCCAUGACCGGAAAGAUCAGCAUAAAAGAAGAUUAAGUCCCUUAGGGGAGAGAUGUAUCCAACAGAUAUGGGUGUGGUCAACCUACCCUAGCAAACGUCAAAUAUUUUGUCGUUUUACCCGCAGGCGUCCUCGUGUACACGGGGCCUCAGCGUUUACCCACUGUGUCGUGGUUAACCUGAGCUCAGUCCAUCGUGGUUCAUAGCUGGGUACAUUAUCAGGACACCGAUUGAGAAUACCAGGAUAGAUGCUACUCUGUGUAAUUAACUGUUUGAUCAUGAUUAAAUACUUGUGAUAUAAUAUCCCGGGGUGAUUAUUGUGUGUUGCGUACUCAUGUCUAGGUGUGUUUGUGUCUCCAAAGCUGUGACG